AUGGGCGGCGGAGGAGAAUUGAGGAGCCAGAGCUCCUACCCUGUCUUUGUCAACGAGCCUGUUGGUGUGCCCAAGACGAGCAUCCUGAAGGAUCGCAUCGAAUUGCUCUACAGGUCGGAGCAAUAUCGCAAGGUCAACUUGCUCGCCAACCUGUACAAUGGCAGGUUCUCAGGCAAGCCUCAUGUGAAGCUCUACGUCUGGAGCGCUCCUGGCCAGGAUCGACCUAGCUUCGACGAGGCCGUGUCGCAUGAAUUCAAGGAGACUCAUACGGGCGCCGCCUUUGGACCGUCAUGGACCACCCAUUGGUUCAGGGUUCACCUCACCGUGCCCAAGGAGCUCGUCGACGAAGAGCUUGUGGUCUUCGAGUGGGACGCCAACAACGAAGGCCUCGUCUGGUCCGACGACGGCAUGCCGCUGCAGGGCCUCACCGGCGGCGGCGACCGCAUUGAGUGGAUCAUCCCCAAGUCUUUCCGGGACGGCAAGGAGCAUGUCAUCUACAUCGAGAUGGCUUGCAAUGGCAUGUUUGGAUGCGCGCCGAAUGGCAAGGACGCCAACGCUCCGCCGGACCCCAACAAGUACUUCGGCCUCAGCACCGCCGACAUCGCCGCCGUCAACGUGCCUGCUCGCAUGCUCCAUUUCGACAUGUGGGAGCUUGGUGACGCAGCCCGUGAGCUCCCCGAGAAUUCGGCAGAGCAGAACCAGGCUUUGACAGUCGCCAUGAAGAUCAUUGACACCUUCAAGGUCGAUGAUCAAGAAUCCAUCCUGGAGUGCCGGAAACUCGCCCAGGAAAUCAUCGGGCCGGACGUUGAUUCGCACCGGGUGUACCAGGUCGGCAAGGAGCCAGUUGUGUUCGGCAUUGGCCAUUGCCACAUUGACACCUGUUGGCUGUGGCCAUGGGCGGAGACCAAGCGCAAGGUGUGCCGCUCGUGGUCGAGCCAGUGCGACUUGAUGGACCGCUAUCCCGAAGCGCACUUUGCCUGCUCUCAGGCACAGCAGUUCAAGUGGCUCAAGCAGUUCUACCCUCGAGCCUUUGACCGCGUGCGCAAGAAGGUCGCCGAGGGCCAGUUCCAUCCCAUCGGCGGUAGCUGGGUUGAGCAUGAUACCAACAUGCCCAGCGGCGAGUCCCUUGUCCGUCAGUUCUUCUACGGGCAGCGAUUCUUCGAGGCCGAAUUCGGGGCUCGUUGCCGUACCUUCUGGCUGCCCGAUACCUUUGGAUAUUCGAGCCAGCUGCCACAGCUUUGCCGCUUGGCGGGCAUGGAUCGCUUCAUGACCCAAAAGCUUAGCUGGAACAACAUCAACAACUUCCCACACACCACGUUCAUGUGGGUGAGCCCUGAUGGCAGCCAGGUCAUCUGCCACAUGCCCCCGUCGGAGACUUACACGUCCGAUGCCAAUUUUGGAGAUCUUAAGAGAAGCAUUUCCCAGCACAAGACACUGCGCGUGGAUAACUCGUCGCUUCUCGUCUUUGGCAAGGGAGACGGCGGCGGCGGCCCAACCUGGCAGCACUUUGAGAAGCUCAGGCGCUGCGCCGGUAUCAGCAACACCAUUGGCGGCAUUCCGAAGCUUAAGCUCGGCCUCACCGUUGAUGAUUUCUUCGACCGCCUGACACCCAAGGUCAAGGACCUUCCAACGUGGUACGGCGAGCUGUACUUCGAGCUGCACAGGGGAACCUACACCACACAGGCGAACAACAAGCUCUUCAACCGCAAGACUGAGGCUAUGAUUCGUGACAUCGAACAGCUCGCCACGUUCGCGUCCAUCAGGAACAAAUCCUACAAGUAUCCCACUGAGGAGAUUGACGGCAUGUGGGAGGCUGUUCUACUGUGUCAGUUCCAUGACUGCCUGCCAGGUAGUUCCAUUGAAAUGUGCUAUGAUGAUUCGGACAAGCUCUAUGCAGAAGUGUUCAAGACCGGAAAGAAGCUCCUGAAGGAGCUGUACGAGGCUCAUAAUGCUUCUGAAGUGCAAAAGGGCUCCUUGGCCGAAACCGUCGUCGUCAACACGCUGCCCUGGCAUCGCAAGGAGAUUGUUGAAGUCAGCGAGACGGAGGUCGGCAUUGCUUGUGGUGACGGCCAAAUGUUGCCCGUCCGCACGUUCAAGGUGCAAGAGGACAAGCCCGCUGUGACUGUGACUGAGAAGCACGACGAGUUCGUUCUGGAGAAUGACAACCUGCGGGUCACCGUCAAACAGGGUGCCAUUACGUCACUCUUCGACCGUGUCAACGACCGCGAGGUCAUUGACCAGGGAGGGUCGGCGAACAAGUUCGUCAUUUUCGAUGACAUUCCUCUCUACUGGGAGGCCUGGGAUGUCGAGGUCUAUCACCUCAAGACGAAGCGCGACCUGCAGUACGGCGAAACCAGAGUUCACGAGAACAAACCGCACAAGGUCACCUUGGUCACCGACAUCAAGAUCAGCGAGGAAAGCUCCCUCAAAUCGUACAUUACCCUCUCGGCCGCGAUCAAGGGCCAGCCAUCCCAGAUCAACUGCUCGGCCGAGGUUGACUGGCGCGAGAACUCCAAGUUCCUCAAGGUCGAGUUCCCUGUCGAUAUUGUUAACACCGAGGCUUCGUACGAGACGGCCUACAGCAUCACCAAGCGGCCCACGCACUACAACACCAGCUGGGACAUGGCCAAGUUUGAGGUCUGCUGCCACAGGUUCGCCGACCUGUCGGAGCACAACUACGGCGUGUCCAUUCUCAACGACAGCAAGUACGGUUUCGCCACCGCCGGCAAGACGAUGCGCCUGUCUCUGCUCAAAUCCUCCAAGUCCCCAGACGAGCACGCAGACAUGGGCCACCACUCAAUCCGAUGGGCCAUUUUCCCUCAUCAGGGCUCCCUGUCAUCGGCCACGGUCAAGGCCGCGUACGCCUUCAACAACCCGCUCAAGGCACUCUCUGCCUCCAAGGCAACUGUGGAGAGCCUCACCGGCGCACCGGUCAAGGUCGUCAGCCUUGACGAGUCCGACUCUGUGAUUCUGGACACGGUGAAGCGCGGCCACGACGACGAGGACGUCAGCAGGCGCGAGGGCCUCCGCGUGAACAAGGGCAAGAGCGUGAUCCUGCGCUUCUACGAGUCCCUCGGCGGCCACAGCCGGGCGACCAUCAAGACGCAGUUCAACGUCAAGCGGGUGACAAAGGUGAACCUUCUCGAGGACGAGCUGGAGGAGAUCAAGCACGCCGAGGGAGACUUCGACAUUAGGCUGCGGCCGUUUGAGGUGGCCACGUACAAGGUCCAGCUUUAG
Messenger RNA from Purpureocillium lilacinum, 3237 nucleotides. RefSeq names its product glycoside hydrolase, 38 vacuolar alpha mannosidase. NCBI's taxonomy places the organism in Eukaryota, Fungi, Ascomycota, Sordariomycetes, Hypocreales, Ophiocordycipitaceae. Gene Ontology annotation, molecular function: carbohydrate binding; alpha-mannosidase activity. Gene Ontology annotation, biological process: oligosaccharide catabolic process; mannose metabolic process. The record is from RefSeq and is a predicted model, not a curated record. Gene Ontology annotation, cellular component: fungal-type vacuole membrane.